CCUCGUCUCAAUCACGGUUCGCGAAAACCGAACACUGACGCAAUGCGGUCCAGUCUGACGUUUGGCGGUAGCUCUAUGGCUUCCAAUUCCAACCCGGCGCAACGCCCUAACCCCUUGAGACCUGUCCGCUCCUUCCGAGUGGAACGUUCUCCCUCUCCCGAGCCGACAACUCGACCGAAGCGAGCCAGCACGUUCGAGGCCGGACCUCUGCCUGCUAGCUCCUCCGUCCGAACUGCCUCUGGCAGCCAUGUACCGCAGGGCGAUGGGCACGAGCCGCCGGAUACCUUUGUCAGUCGAAUUAGCGAGGAGGCGAUUGAGCCUCCCAGAGCAUCUGUCGACUUGGAGGACCUCCCCAUUGAGCUCAUCAGCCUGACGGACCGCUUCAUCGACUCGCUUUCAGCCAAGGUGCAUCCCACUCCGCCCAAUAUCGACAACCUUUCCCGCCUGUUCCAAGAGUUCUACGCCACAGCCUCGUCGCAUAUCCAGACCCAUGUCGAAACCCUGGCCACCCUCCAGAAGCGUGAAGACGCCCCGCCUCCGUCAAGUCGCGCCUCGGCCGCAAGUCUCUUGCGCGCAAAGGCCGCCUCGCUCGGCAGCAAAGAGAAGCCCAAGGCUAGCCCCUCCAAACCGGACUCAGACCAGCAGCUAUUGACGGCCGAAGAAUACGCAAGCCGGAAGAAGGCGAGGAGGGCAUUGGAACAGAAGAAGUCGCUUCUGGAGGAGGCGGUGGAAAGGAGGUUAUGUGAGGGCAUCUACAGCAAGAUCUACCGCCACCGCAGCACACAGGACGAGGCGCAGGACGCGAAGCUCCGGUCUAAAACCGCGGCUCUGGCCGUCGUAGGCAUCGGCCCGGUGGAUCUUGGCGUCGAACUCGGCACCGCACCCAACGACCCUGAAACGACCGCCAGGAAACAAGAGGAAGUCAAGGAAUGGCUAGAGCAGGCGAGGAAGGAACUGGUCCUGAUGAGUCAGUCAAAGUACCCCUUGGGAAAGCUGAACCACCUUAAGGCGGCCCACAAGAAUAUCAUCGACACGCUCUCUCACUUCCACCCCUCCUCGUCCGCCGACGAGCUGAUGCCCAUGCUCAUCUACACGCUCAUCACGAUGCCGCCGGAGCAUCUCAGCGUCAUUAGCGACCUCAACUUUAUCCAGCGCUUCCGCUGGGGCUUGAAGCUCACAGGCGAGGCAGCAUAUUGUAUCACCACGCUUGAAGCUACCAUAUCCUUCCUCGAGACCGUCGACCUCUCCACUCUCCGCGCCGAUGAAACGCCCACCGGGCCGCUCAAGAACCCCGGGUCCUCUCCCGCACAGAAGGAAGACACCUUCCCUCCAGCAUUUUCACCCACAUCCUCCGGCCCAGCAGCAAUCAGCUCCAACCCCUCUUCCCAAAGCGCCUCCUCCAGCUUCAAUGCCGCCUUGAAACAGUCCCAGUCCCCCAGCCCAGCCGGCUUUCGGGCGACGGUCAACGAGCUUCGGGCACGCCGCCUCAGCGAUCUAGUCCGCAACACCCCGACCCCGGCACAAACCUUUGGUGCGGCUUCCGACGCGGUGCUCAACACGGCCGACCAAAGCCUCAAAACAAUAGGCGCCUCGCUCGGCGAGAGCUACAAAUUUCUCCUCGGAAAACUUCGCGAACGGGCUCCCGACGCCUUGCUCAAAGACGAUGGCGGCGCAGUCAUUGUGCCAAAAACCCUUGAGGAUGCCCGCAAGCUGAUCGGCACACCUCCCCUUCCGGGCCCGGAGGAGGACGCGACACGGACCCCCCAGCUCUCGCUGAGGAGCCCGAGCCCGGAGCCGGAAUCCGAGCGCCCGCCGCUGUUGAGUUUCAUCUCAGGUACGGCGCGCAAAGUGUCGCGCGACCAUAGUGCGGACUCGGCUCGCAGCGCGGGGUCGUCAUCACGCAGGGGCGGCUGCAGCAGCGAAGCAGACCAUCACCCCUCGGCGUCCUCCACGACGCAGGUCACCGCCACGGGAUCGAGCCCCGUCAUUACGAGCCCGCCCAUCAUCGACUCGAUGCGCAGCCUGGGAAACUCGCUGAACCCCAUGGCGAGGCUCUCCGCGGGCAUCGGGGGGUUUAGGGGGUUUGGGCGUUCGAGUGCCGCUGCCAACACCGCCGUUGCCGCGUCUGCUGCGGCGGGAGCGCCGACACCGCCUGCGAAGGACGGGCAUGGGGUUGGGCGGGAUGGGGGAGAUCUGGCUACGGCCUUCCCGGACCUUGCGGCUGUCCUGCCGCCGAGGGAACAACCCAAGAUCAGCCCGCCGAAUAAGCGCUUCUUGGAGCUACAAAACGCGGCAGAUCUGAAGCUGGGCGAGGUCUUUGAACUGUUGAAGGACUACAAGCGGCUGGCCGGGGCGCUCAAGGACAUGGGCGCCUUCAAGGAGUAGGCUGGUCUUCUCUUUGAUUAUGAGACCUUUUCGUUUCGACUUCCCUCCGGUGGUCAAUGUGCCGGGCCUCCAUCAAACGUUCACGUUUCGU
Messenger RNA from Thermothelomyces thermophilus ATCC 42464, 2476 nucleotides. RefSeq lists its product as uncharacterized. The coding region runs from base 43 to 2385 and encodes 780 amino acids. The record is from RefSeq and is a predicted model, not a curated record. NCBI's taxonomy places the organism in Eukaryota, Fungi, Ascomycota, Sordariomycetes, Sordariales, Chaetomiaceae. Gene Ontology annotation, molecular function: small GTPase binding; guanyl-nucleotide exchange factor activity. The transcript has 2 exons. Gene Ontology annotation, biological process: vesicle-mediated transport. Gene Ontology annotation, cellular component: cytosol; endocytic vesicle.